GAUGAUAAGUCUCACGUCUCAGGGUACCCCAUUCAAGCCCUUAUCAAUUGACCGAUUCGCCAUGCAUAUAUUCUGUGAAUAAUCUGUAGGACCAUUCUGCUACAAUAAAUGUCAAUAAUCUGCAAAUACUUCCAAAUUUCUCUUAAAUGAAAUGCAUGUUGCUUUCCCCUGCCUAUCAACUGUUUGAUAUAAAGUCCCUUUAAUGCUUGAUUUUGCGUUACACCAUGUCAACAUCUGAAAUAUGGAGGCCCCCAUUCACGAGCAUCUUCGACAGUACCUUAAAUGAUCAUAUUAAUGGAUGAGCUAUUGUAGUGAUAAGAAUGUAGCUGCAAUAGUACUCGGUUGCACGAGGGAGCGUCUUUCAAAUAGGCACGAGAAUUUCAAGAUUGAUCUAAAGAUUGUUCAAAUUCUGCUUGAGGGAUUCGAGCUUUAAAAUUUCUUGUGCAUCGACGCCCUUAUUGCAUAUCUAGUGACUUUCUUGAAAUCAGUAGAAGAAUCAAAAUUAUGGGCAGUUUUCAAACUAAGGAAAAAAGCUGCAGCCCUGGUGAGAAAGUAGUGGAAGGCUUGAAAAACAAGAUGAGGCUUCUACAAGGGGAGAUGAAUGAAAUAAUGUGCAUUAGAGAAAGUGAGAAUCAAGCUUACGAGCACGAGUUGAUGGUUUUUGCAUUUAAACAAGCCGAGUGGAGGAGGGAAAGGCGAAGAUUGAAAGACGAGGCAAAGAAGUUGAGGAAGAGAUUAGAAGGAAAAGAAGAGAGGCUGAGAUGCACGGAGAAAAGUGUCGUGGUGAGUGAAAAUUGUAACGACGAAUGGCAAAUAUUCGACAAAAGUUCAAUUUUCAAGCAUAUCAAGGAGGAACAAGCUCGGCGAGAUGAGACUGUAGAGAAGUGGAAAGAGCUUUAUUUUGCAAUCAAGGUUGAGCUUGAUGAUCUUAUUCAAAGGGCACAUCAAGAAGAAAGACUUUGUUGGAAAAGCAAUGAAGAAGAAAUAUUGUUGGAGCUGAAGGAAGAACUGAAGCUGAAGGAAGAGAGAGGUGCACUUCUACAAGCAAAGUUAGAUUCAAUGAAGCAGCAAGAAUGCAAGAGGGAAAGAGAGAUUGACAUUUUAAGACAAAGUUUGAGAAUUAUGAGCCACAGGAAGAAGGCAAUGCCAGCUCAAGGUCACGAUCAAUAUCGUCCCCAACAUCGAGCCUCGACAAAGGUCAUUCCAUGAAUUUUACACAUGUAAAACAUCAUAUAUUUUAUCUGUUAUAUGUCAUUAUAAGAAGUUCAUAUCCUUAUGAAGUCCUUUAGGCCAUUCUACAUUGCAGAAACUUGUAUUAUGAUUACCUCUGCUAAACUUUCUUGUUGAGCUAGCAUUCAAGUAAUCGUCUAAUAAUAGUGCUUAGAUUCAUUGUAUUUUAA
Molecule: messenger RNA, 1400 nt
Organism: Olea europaea var. sylvestris
Lineage: Eukaryota; Viridiplantae; Streptophyta; Magnoliopsida; Lamiales; Oleaceae
Exons: 2
Coding region: 505-1209 (234 amino acids)
Source: RefSeq, a predicted model, not a curated record